Molecule: messenger RNA, 3165 nt
Organism: Megalops cyprinoides (Indo-Pacific tarpon)
Lineage: Eukaryota; Metazoa; Chordata; Actinopteri; Elopiformes; Megalopidae
Product: sal-like protein 4
Exons: 4
Coding region: 13-3165 (1050 amino acids)
Biological process (GO): regulation of transcription by RNA polymerase II
Cellular component (GO): nucleus
Molecular function (GO): DNA-binding transcription factor activity, RNA polymerase II-specific; RNA polymerase II cis-regulatory region sequence-specific DNA binding
Source: RefSeq, a predicted model, not a curated record
AAUGGUUGAACCAUGUCGAGGCGUAAGCAAGCGAAGCCGAAACAUAUCCACUCGGAGGAACCUGUUCCGGUGGCAAAUGGGGCUCUGCAGGAUAAUCAGGCUGAAGAAGACUGGAGCAAGCUGAAGAGGAGCAGGAUGGAGGAGACCUUUGUUUGUGACACAUGCUGUGCAGAGUUUUUCGAGCGGGAUGAAUUUCUCCGGCAUCAGAUCGAUUGCACUAACAGCCAGCAAGUCCUUAUUGUCAAAGACGACAGUGCAGGGGUACUGCCAGAGGGGUCGCAGGACUCUGCAGACAGUCCCCUGAAUGACCAGAGUGACAGUCUGUCCAGCAGUGAUGUACAGAUGAAUGGCAAUACCGGGGCGGCGGGGGAGAGGCGAGAGCCGGGCAGGAUCGGUGAGGAGUCAUUUGGAAGAGUGGAGAUGUCAGCCAGCCCUGUUAUGAUGCACAGUUUUCCUGACCAUAAAUUGCAAGACACUUAUGCCGCACUGGAGAUGAAGCCUGGCACAAAGGUGGCGGUGAGUCAGCAUUCGUCCAACAGCGUGUCACCUGCUUCUGAAGCCAACCUGAAUAUCAUCCCCAUAAUUCUAGAGCAGCUGCUGAGCCUACAGCAGCAGCAGCUGAUGCAGAUCCAGCUGACGGAGCAGAUUCGCAUCCAGGUGGCCAUGAUGGUGUCUCAUAGCCUUAAUUCUUCUGGCACAGCUGUUGAUCCUCUGAAAGCCCUAGGCACUCAUCUUUCUCAGCAGCUCUCGGCUGCUGCUGCUCUGAUCGGCAAAAGAGCUGGCGCCCACAGCCUGUCGCUCGAAACCCUCAAACAAGGAAAGCUGCCCCGCUCAAAAGGUGUUCCCUCCAAGUCAGAUCUGUCUACCGUAGCUCCCCAGCUCUCGAAGUUUCUGCCACUCCUGCCUGGUAAUAUGGGUAUACAGAGUCCCUUGUCAGCCAUGUCAGCUGGUCUGGAUCAGUCCAAGAAAGGGAGGACCAAGCUCAUUAACGUGGGUGUCGAUCCGAGUGCGCAGUCCGGGGAAGUUCCCAAGCGCAAGUGCAAGUUCUGCGGGAAGAAGUUUGGGAACGACAGCGCCCUCCAGAUCCACCUGCGCUCUCACACGGGGGAGAGGCCGUACAAGUGCAACAUCUGCGGAAACCGGUUCACGACCCGGGGCAACCUCAAGGUGCACUUCCAGAGGCACAAGGAGAAGUACCCACACAUCCGGAUGAACCCCAACCCCGUGCCCGAGCAUCUGGACAACGUCGCCAUCAGCAGCGGCAUUCCCUACGGAAUGUCGAUGCCCAUAGAGGAGGCCAGCUUUAUGAGCAGCGGGGCGAUGCUGGGCCUUCCUUUGGCUGUCAGUCAUUUAGGGCAUCAAUCCUCCCACGACCCCUUGGAGAACAUGCUGUACACUCAAAGGCGGCCUUCGGUCAGAAGCGAGGGCCCCUUCGCCGCCUCAGGAAUGGUGCUAGAUCGAAACCUGCAACCCCUGGAAGGUCAGGUGGGCUUCCCUCACACAAAAGGCGUCGGCGGGCCGAGCUCAGAGACAGCCAAGCUGCAGCAGAUGGUGGACUGCCUGGAGAAGACAGGAAACCCCAACGAGUGCAUGAUCUGCCACCGGGUGCUGAGCUGCCCGAGCUCCCUCAAGAUGCACUACCGCACGCACACGGGCGAGAGGCCCUACAAGUGCAAGAUCUGCGGCCGGGCCUUCUCCACCAAGGGCAACCUAAAGGCCCAUCAGAGCGUGCACCGGGCCAACGCUCCCCUCAAGAUGCAGCACUCCUGCCCGAUUUGCCAGAAGAAGUUCACCAACGCCGUGGUUCUCCAGCAGCACAUCCGCAUGCACAUGGGCGGUCAGAUCCCCAACACUCCCCUGCCGGAAAACACGCCGUUUGAAAACCCCGCCGGAAUGGAUUCGCCUCUGCCCGAGAAGGCUGUGGACGUGAACGGCUUUAACGAUGAGGGUUUGAACGAGCCGGAGAUGGAGGUUGAUUCCCUGGAGAAGCCCUGCGACACCCAAGAGUCUUUGCUGUCACCCUCUGCUGUUAAGGAGGAGCAACGUACAUCAUCCUCACCAGUUUCUCCUAGUGGCUGCGGCCUUGACAACCACAUGAAGAGCUUCGCUUCCGCCUUGAACCUGCAGCCGAAGAAAAGUGCCCUAUCAGAGAGGGACGGUGCUCUCGAUGAGGUGCCUUUUGGGCCGUACCAGAAUGGCCAAAGCCCUCCAGUCUCCGACUCGGUUGCCUUCCAGCCUUCAUUUUCAGUGGUGAGCCAAAUGAAGGCCAGCCAGUCAAAAUCUCCUGAUUCCGACCACCCUGGAGACUGUGGUAGAGAAAACGGUGAACCAGAGGGGAACGGUGGACUCUGGGAUCUAGAAUCCAACGAUGCUCUGGACUUGACAGCAGCUACUGCUAAUGGUGUUUCAAAGGCAAUAAAAGAGGAGCAUAGCCCAUCCUUCCCAAAUUACGGAGAUUAUGGCCCUAGUGGUGCUCCUGUCCUGCACAUUCCCCCGAGCCUGGCAAAACUGGACCUGCGCAUCCCUCCGGAGAACCCCUUCAGCGCCACCAGCCUGUUCGGCCCGCAGAUUUUAGGCGCCGGACUGCUGCCCUCCGGGACCCCGGCUCCGCGCCGCUCGGCCAAGCAGCACGUGUGCAAGACGUGUGGCAAGAACUUCUCCUCCACCAGCUCCCUGCAGAUCCACGAGCGCACGCACACCGGGGAGAAGCCUUUCGCCUGCACCAUCUGCGGCAGGGCCUUCACCACCAAGGGCAACCUCAAGGUUCACAUGGGAACACACAUGGAGAACAGCCUGGGGAGGCGGGGUCGGCGGUUGUCUCUGGACAACGGCAAGGCCCUGACGGCAGCAGUGGGGGCGGAGUCUAAUAUUCCGUCAGAGAUGGCACCACCCCUGAGACCUCAGGGCCCUCCCCUCAUUGGCGUGGACCUCUCAGUGCUGAACCAGUGCGCUGCCGUUUACACAAACGGGCUGGCCAUGAAGACCAAUGAGAUCUCGGUCAUCCAGAACGGAGGCGUUCCCCUGCCCAGCGGCCUCGUGAAGAUGGACGGGCCUCCGUCUGCUCUCCCUGCUCCCAUGACCGAAAUGGAGAAGAACGGAUCGGACAGCAUUUCCCAGUUCCCACACUUUUCUGAAGAGCGCAAAAUGGUUGCUGGUGAAAUUUGA